AUGGCAGCUGAGAAGGGAGUUGUAUGUGUAACAGGUGCAGGAGGGUUCAUUGGCUCGUGGGUCGUCAAGCUUCUUCUCUCUCACAACUAUGUUGUCCAUGCAACCGCUAGACAUCUCGGAGAUGCAAAAUAUGCUCAUUUCAGUACAUUUGAGAAUGCAUCCAAAAACCUGAGACUGUUCAAGGCAGACUUACUGGAUUAUAGCUCAAUACGUUCAGCAGUUGAAGGUUGCAUUGGAGUAUUCCAUGUUUCUAGUCCAGCAGUGCCUUCAACGACAGUAACAAACCCUGAGGUGGAAUUGAUUGAAACUGCUGUAAAGGGCACACUUAAUGUACUGAAAGCAUGUGUUGAAGCAAAAGUUAAACGGAUUGUUUUUGUGUCCUCUAUUGCUACUUUGCUGAUGAAUCCAAGCUGGCCCAAGGGUCAAGUGAUGGAUGAAACUUCUUGGUCCGACAAGGAAUAUUUUAGAACCACAAAGAGCUGGUAUCAGCUUUCUAAAAUAGAAGCAGAAAGUGAGGCAUUGAAUUUUGCAAAAAGAAGUGGGCUUGAUGUUGUAACUGUAUGUCCUUCCCUAGUUUUGGGGCCGAUUCUGCAGCCUACAGUAAAUUCAAGUAGCUUAAUUAUCAUUAGACUUCUGAAAGGUGGGAAUGAAUCAAUAGAAAACAAGCUUUCAAUGCUUGUAGACGUACGUGAUGUUGCUGAGGCACUACUUCUGGCCUUUGAAAAGCCUGAGGCUGAAGGACGAUACAUAUGCUUAGCACACAUGAUCAAUGCAAAGGAUUUAGUCGAUUUGCUGAAGAGUAUACACCCCAACUAUAACUAUCCUAAGAACUUUACCCAGGUGCAGGACGAAAAGAGGCUGAGUUCUAAGAAAUUGCAGAGGUUGGGUUGGAGUUACCGGCAAUUGAAGGAAACUCUCACUGAUGCCAUUGAAAGCUACCGUAACGCUGGAAUUGUUGAUUGA
Molecule: messenger RNA, 963 nt
Organism: Quercus lobata
Lineage: Eukaryota; Viridiplantae; Streptophyta; Magnoliopsida; Fagales; Fagaceae
Product: cinnamoyl-CoA reductase 1-like
Exons: 6
Coding region: 1-963 (320 amino acids)
Molecular function (GO): oxidoreductase activity, acting on the CH-OH group of donors, NAD or NADP as acceptor
Source: RefSeq, a predicted model, not a curated record